AUGAUCUACCACAAGCGCACCGAGCACUUUGACGAGAAACCGUUCGCCUGCGAGAACUGCGGCGCAAAAUUCGGCGCCAACUCGUCUCUGAAGAACCACAUGAGGCUGCACACGGGAGAGAAGCCGUUCAACUGCAAACACUGCGACAUGACGUUCAGCGUGGCCGCCGCUCUCGCGUACCACACAAAGAAGAAACACUCGGAGGGUAAGAUGUAUGUGUGUCAGUACUGUAAGGCCACCUUCGCCCAGUCCAUCGAGCUGACGCGUCAUGUGCGGACACACACCGGGGAUCGGCCUUACGUGUGUCGAGAAUGUGGCAAAGGCUACAGCCAGGCCAGCGGACUCACCGUCCACCUGCACACCUUCCACAACCUUUCGGAGCCUCACGACUGUCAGAAGUGUUGCCUCAGCUUCUCCUCGCUGGACGAGCAUCGCCAACACAUCCAAGACUUCCACCCUAAGGAGUACCACAAGUGUCCCACCUGCAGCAAGGUGUUCACCAGCGCCGCCCUGCUGGAGAAACACAAAAGCACACACACGGGAUCCAAACCGUUCAGCUGUGACAUCUGCAGCAAGUCCUACCAGCAACUGUCAGGUCUGUGGUACCACAACAGGACGACCCACCCCGAGGUGUUUGCCAGCCAAACCCGGCAGCUCAAGACUCUGGUCCAGUGCGACGUCUGCUUUAAGUUCUUCCCCAGCGCUGCCAGUGUGGCCAAACACCAGGCGGCAGAGCAUCAAGGCUCGGAGGCGUUGGCGGUGCGAUGUCCGCACUGCCCGGCUGUGCUGGGCGGGGAGGAGGAAAUGCAGGAGCACAUCAGCAGCCAACACGGCGGUCAGGGCAUCGAGGCGUUCAGCUGCCCCCUCUGCUCCCUGAUCUGCUCCUCCCAGCUGGAGCUGCAGGAGCACCUGCUCUCCCUCCACAUGGAGGCCACAGAGGAGCAGGCCUCCACCUCCCACACUGUAAGGAGCUCUGCUACUGCUCUGCAGUCAGAUAGGAAAUGUUGUCCACCAUGCGUCCUGCCCGCUAAGAUUUAUUUAUUUAAAUACUUCAGGGUCGCACAAACCCUCCCACAUCCUCUGCCAACAUACACCUAAGCAGUGCAAUUCUAACCCUGCAUUCAAUCGUCUUAUCACGGCCACUCUGCUGUAUUUAACAAAAUGUGACAAAUUUAAACUUUGGCUCUCGUUAUUGAUUAAACAAGGAGAAAUACUCUUCUUUAAAAUAUUUCAAACAGCCUGAAAAACACUGAAGUUGUGCAGUGAAACCUGAUUUCAGAUUUGAGUGUGUAGGGGUGUAAAACAAUAAAUCAAUGAUACACCGGUGAAAUGUUUUCCAGCCAAGUAACCCCCUGCCCUGUGCCAGAUCUUAAAAUAAACUAAAAAGACUUUUAUAAAGAGAGAGAACACAGAGCUGCACUGUAACUGAAAACACAACAUGAGGUGACUUCAUCCAGCUCGUUUGGUUCUCCCUAUAAAUAAAAAAAAAC
This is a messenger RNA of Labrus bergylta (ballan wrasse), 1490 nucleotides long. The record is from RefSeq and is a predicted model, not a curated record. NCBI's taxonomy places the organism in Eukaryota, Metazoa, Chordata, Actinopteri, Labriformes, Labridae.